AAUUCACUUUCGGAUUAAACAACAUUUCGUCGAUAUAGACUCUCUGUGGCCGUGUCGAAUUAAAAUCUCUUCGUCACCUGAACAAAAGAUAAUAUUCGAGUUCCUCCUGGUAUCGCUGACUUCUUGCUUGAAGUUUCUCAGAAAUGAACUGAUGAAUUGGAACCAUGGUGCAGAAGAAGAAGUUCUGUCCUCGAUUACUUGACUAUCUCGUGAUCGUAGGCGCCAGGCACCCAAGCAGUGACAGUGUUGCCCAGACGCCAGAGCUGCUGCGGCGCUACCCGCUGGAGGAUCAUGCUGAGUUCCCUCUGCCCCCGGAUGUUGUGUUCUUCUGCCAGCCAGAGGGCUGCCUGAGUGUGCGGCAGCGACGCAUGAGCCUACGGGAUGACACCUCUUUCGUCUUCACCCUCACAGAUAAGGACACUGGAGUCACACGUUAUGGCAUUUGUGUCAACUUCUACCGCUCCUUCCAGAAGCGGGUGCCUAAAGAAAAGGGGGAAGGUGGGGCAGGGUCCCGUGGGAAGGAAGGGACCCAUGCCACCGAGGCCUCGGAAGAGGGGGCUCCCGAGAGCUCGGAGAGCGGCCCAUCCCUGCAGCCUCCCCGGGCCGACUCCACCCCCGAUGUGACCCAGUCUCCAAGGACCAAGCGCCGGGCCAAGGGCAGCAGCCGGUCCCGCAACAGCACCCUGACAUCCCUGUGCGUGCUCAGCCACUACCCUUUCUUCUCCACCUUCCGCGAGUGUCUGUAUACCCUCAAACGGCUAGUGGACUGCUGCAGCGAACGGCUGCUGGGCAAGAAGCUGGCCAUCCCGAGAGGCGUCCAGAGGGAUACCAUGUGGCGAAUCUUCACAGGAUCCCUGUUGGUAGAGGAGAAAUCCAGUGUCCUUCUGCAUGACCUCCGAGAGAUUGAGGCCUGGAUCUAUCGCCUGUUGCGCUCCCCAGUCCCCGUCUCUGGGCAGAAGCGAGUGGACGUCGAGGUCCUCCCUCAGGAGCUCCAGCCCCCCCUGACCUUUGCUCUGCCAGACCCCUCACGGUUCAGCCUGGUGGACUUCCCGCUGCACCUGCCCCUGGAGCUGCUGGGUGUGGACGCGUGCCUCCAGGUUCUGACCUGCAUCCUGCUGGAGCACAAGGUCGUGCUGCAGUCCCGAGACUACAACGCGCUCUCCAUGUCCGUGAUGGCGUUCGUGGCUAUGAUCUACCCGCUGGAGUACAUGUUCCCCGUCAUUCCACUGCUCCCCACGUGCAUGGCAUCAGCAGAGCAGCUGCUGCUGGCACCAACCCCGUACAUCAUUGGGGUUCCUGCCAGCUUCUUUCUCUACAAACUGGACUUCAAGAUGCCUGAUGAUGUGUGGCUGGUGGAUCUGGACAGCAAUCGGGUGAUUGCCCCCACCAACGCGGAAAUGCUACCCAUCCUGCCAGAACCAGAGUCUUUGGAGCUGAAGAAACACUUAAAGCAGGCGCUGGCCAGCAUGAGUCUCAACACUCAGCCUAUCCUCAACCUGGAGAAAUUCCACGAGGGCCAAGAGAUCCCGCUCCUCCUGGGAAGGCCUUCUAAUGACCUGCAGUCCACGCCCUCCACUGAAUUCAACCCGCUCAUCUACGGCAACGACGUGGAUUCAGUGGAUGUUGCCACUAGAGUGGCCAUGGUGCGUUUCUUCAAUUCUGCCAAUGUGCUGCAGGGCUUCCAGAUGCACACGCGCACCUUGCGACUCUUCCCUCGGCCCGUGGUGGCCUUCCAGGCUGGCUCUUUUCUAGCCUCACGUCCCCGACAGACUCCCUUUGCUGAGAAACUGGCCAGGACUCAGGCCGUGGAGUACUUUGGGGAAUGGAUCCUUAACCCCACCAACUAUGCCUUCCAGCGAAUCCACAACAAUAUGUUUGAUCCGGCCCUGAUUGGUGACAAGCCCAAGUGGUAUGCCCACCAGCUGCAGCCCAUCCACUACCGAGUCUAUGAUGGCAGCUCCCAGCUGGCUGAGGCACUGAGUGUGCCGCCGGAGCGCGACUCAGACUCCGACCCCACUGAUGACAGUGGCAGCGACAGUAUGGAGUACGACGACUCAAGCUCUUCUUACUCCUCGCUUGGUGACUUCGUCAGUGAGAUGAUGAAAUGUGACAUCAAUGGUGAUACUCCCAAUGUGGACCCUCUGACGCAUGCAGCACUGGGGGAUGCGAGUGAGGUGGCGAUUGAUGAGCUGCAGAACCAGAAGGAAGUAGAGGAGCUUGGGCCUGACAGCGAGCACACUCAGGAAACACCUGCCCUGCGCUCCAGCUCCAGCACCACUGCCAGCAGCAGCCCCAGCACUGUCAUCCAUGGAGCCAACCCUGAACCUGCUGACUACACAGAGAUGGACAAGUCCUCCGUUGGCAUCUCCAAGUCCCUUCCUACUGGGCCUUCCAGCCUCAGCAAAGUGGGCAUGGACCGGCGGCAGGCAGAGAGUGGAGAGGGGUCAGUGUGCCGCCGAGCUUGUGAUGGCCUAUAUUUGGAGUCCCAGUGUGGCCUUCCCCCCGAGGAGGAGGAGGAGGAUGAGGAGGAGCAGGGGGAGCAGUACACACCCCGCUUCAGCCAGCAUGUCCAUGGCAGUCGGGCUCAAAAGCUGCUGCGGCCCAACAGCUUGAAGCUGGCAAGUGACUCGGACGCAGAGUCGGACUCCCGCGCAAGCUCCCCAACCUCCACCGUCUCCAACACCAGUGCCGAGGGCUUCGGGGGAAUCAUGUCGUUUGCCAGCAGCCUGUACCGGAACCACAGCACAAGCUUCAGCCUUUCAAACCUCACGUUGCCCACCAAGGGUGCUCGAGAGAAGACCACGCCCUUCCCCAGUCUGAAAGUAUUUGGGCUAAAUACUCUAAUGGAGAUUGUUACUGAAGCCGGCCCCGGGAGUGGUGAAGGAAACAGGAGGGCCUUGGUGGACCAGAAGUCGUCUGUGAUUAAACACAGCCCCACAGUGAAAAGAGAGCCCCCGUCACCCCAGGGCCGGUCCAGCAACUCGAGUGAGAACCAGCAGUUCUUGAAGGAGGUGGUACACAGCGUGCUGGAUGGCCAGGGCGUGGGCUGGCUCAACAUGAAGAAGGUGCGGCGGCUGCUGGAAAGCGAGCAGUUGCGGGUCUUCGUCCUCAGCAAGCUGAACCGUGUGUCACAGUCCGAGGACGAGGCUCGGCAGGACAUCAUCCCAGACGUGGAGAUCAGCCGGAAGGUGUACAAGGGCAUGCUGGACCUCCUCAAGUGCACGGUGCUCAGCCUGGAACAGUCAUAUGCCCACGCAGGGCUCGGGGGCAUGGCCAGCAUCUUUGGGCUGCUAGAGAUCGCCCAGACCCACUACUAUAGCAAAGAGCCAGACAAGCGGAAGAGAAGUCCCACAGAAGGUGUAAAUACCCCAGUUGGCAAGGACCCUGGUCUGGCUGGGCGGGGGGACCCAAAGGCUAUGGCCCAGCUGAGAGUCCCCCAGCUGGGACCUCGGGCCCCAAGUGCCACAGGAAAGGGUCCUAAGGAACCGGACACCAGAAGUUUAAAGGAGGAGAAUUUUGUAGCAUCUGUUGAAUUGUGGAACAAGCACCAGGAAGUGAAAAAGCAAAAAGCUUUGGAAAAACAGAGGCCGGAAGUAAUCAAACCCACCUUUGACCUUGGUGAGACAGAAGAGAAAAAGUCUCAGAUCAGCGCCGACAGCGGUGUGAGCCUGACAUCUGCUUCUCAGAGGACUGAUCAAGACUCCAUCAUCAGUGUGAGUCCAGCUGUUCUGAUCCGAAGCUCCAGUCAGGAUUCUGAAGUUAGCACCGUGGUGAGUAAUAGUUCUGGAGAGACCCUCGGUGCGGACAGUGACCUGAGCAGCAACGCAGGUGACGGACCAGGUGUCGAGGGCAGUGCCCACCUGGCAAGUUCUCGGGGCACUUUGUCUGACAGUGAAAUUGAGACCAACUCUGCCACAAGCGCCAUCUUUGGUAAAGCCCACAGCUUGAAGCCAAAGGAGAAGCUGGCAGGCAGCCCGGUUCGCUCUUCCGAGGAUGUAAGCCAGCGGGUCUAUCUCUAUGAGGGACUCCUAGGAAGGGACAAAGGAUCAAUGUGGGACCAGCUAGAGGAUGCUGCUAUGGAGACCUUUUCUAUAAGCAAAGAGCGUUCCACAUUAUGGGACCAGAUGCAGUUCUGGGAAGAUGCGUUCUUAGAUGCUGUGAUGUUGGAGAGAGAAGGGAUGGGGAUGGACCAGGGUCCCCAGGAAAUGAUUGACAGGUACCUGUCCCUGGGAGACCACGACCGGAAGCGCCUGGAGGAUGACGAGGACCGCCUGCUGGCCACCCUGCUGCACAACCUCAUCUCCUAUAUGCUGCUGAUGAAGGUGAAUAAGAACGACAUCCGGAAGAAGGUCCGGCGCCUGAUGGGGAAGUCCCACAUUGGGCUUGUAUACAGCCAGCAGAUCAAUGAGGUGCUUGACCAGCUGGCAACCCUGGUGAGCGGAGCUGGGCCUCCCCCACCCCCGCAGCAGCUGCGGCUAUGGCAGAGGCUGCUGCAGGGCUGUAUUGCUGGGUGUCCAGCCAUCCUGGUUUGCAGCUCCAUCCAGGGAGGCCAGGAGGAAAGCUGUGUGGGCUCCUGGCAUCCAUUGCCCCCUCUCCUAUGGGGUACUUGGAGUGUGGCUGGGACAGAGGAGGCCUGUGGAGGUGGAGCCGCUGACCUGCUUUGCACGCUUACACAGGUGUGUGACGAUUGCGUGGUGCUGCGCAGCAACAUUGGGACAGUGUACGAGCGCUGGUGGUACGAGAAGCUCAUCAACAUGACCUACUGUCCCAAGACCAAGGUCCUGUGCUUGUGGCGCAGAAAUGGCUCCGAGACGCAGCUCAACAAGUUCUAUACUAAGAAGUGCCGGGAGCUGUACUACUGUGUAAAGGACAGCAUGGAGCGCGCAGCCGCCCGCCAGCAGAGCAUCAAGCCAGGGCCCGAACUAGGCGGCGAGUUCCCCGUGCAGGACAUGAAAACUGGCGAGGGUGGCUUGCUGCAGGUCACCCUGGAAGGGAUCAAUCUCAAGUUCAUGCACAACCAGGUUUUCAUAGAGCUGAAUCACAUUAAAAAGUGCAAUACAGUUCGAGGCGUCUUUGUCCUGGAGGAAUUUGUUCCUGAAAUUAAAGAAGUGGUGAGCCACAAGUACAAGACACCCAUGGCCCAGGAGAUCUGCUACUCUGUGCUGUGUCUCUUCUCAUAUGUGGCCGCUGUCCGUAGCAGCGAAGAGGACCUGCGGACACCACCCCGACCUGUCUCGAGCUGACAGGAGGCUCAGGCCACUGUCCGGCCAGGGACGCCCCUUACCUCCCACCGUGCCCAAUGCACGAAGCAGAUGGCGCGUCUGUCCCUGCAAGCCCCUGCGUGGCUUAGCUGGCUCCCGCUUGUGACUCUGAGUGUGUCCUUGCGUCUGUCUGUCAGGCUAUGGUGGUUGCUUCCCUUCCCUCUGCACCCCUAGAAGGCCGGCCUGCUGUCCCCUGGGGUGGGGCUCAAGACAGCGUGUCUGCAGGGUGAGCGUGAGUUCCCUGUCCAGUGUCCUCAUGCCCCUCCCGUGCAGGAGUCCAGGCUCUAUCCUCUGUGACCUGGAGUAGACCUGAACUAGGCCAGUUCCUGGGGGUGUGGGGCAGGCACUGGAAAGGAAGGCCAGGCAGCUGGCGGAGCACGAGCUCCCGGCGUCCUCUGUGUGGCUUGCUGUCCGCAUGGCUGGAGCAGUUUCCCUGCAGCACAAUGGGCCAGAGUAGUUGGGGGAUGGAGUUCGGGGGGCACUGGCUGAGAACCAGGGAGGUGGGACAGGCCCGUCUGAGGCCAGGUCUCCUGGCACCUGGAGACAGCCUGGGAGAUGACUGUAAAUAUUUCAGCUCCAUGUUAUUUAUAGAAAAUGUACAGCUGCGUGAAUGUGAAAUAAAUGUCCUCAGUGCCCCUCAGGC
Octodon degus (degu) is the source of this 5904-nucleotide messenger RNA. It is a transcript of the gene Madd, whose product is annotated as MAP kinase activating death domain. NCBI's taxonomy places the organism in Eukaryota, Metazoa, Chordata, Mammalia, Rodentia, Octodontidae. Gene Ontology annotation, biological process: regulation of apoptotic process; regulation of Rab protein signal transduction. Gene Ontology annotation, molecular function: guanyl-nucleotide exchange factor activity. Bases 165 to 5243 code for a protein of 1692 amino acids. The record is from RefSeq and is a predicted model, not a curated record. The transcript is spliced from 35 exons. Gene Ontology annotation, cellular component: cytosol.